Lactuca sativa (garden lettuce) is the source of this 1785-nucleotide messenger RNA. Its product is annotated as putative ADP-ribosylation factor GTPase-activating protein AGD8. Gene Ontology annotation, biological process: COPI coating of Golgi vesicle. NCBI's taxonomy places the organism in Eukaryota, Viridiplantae, Streptophyta, Magnoliopsida, Asterales, Asteraceae. The record is from RefSeq and is a predicted model, not a curated record. Gene Ontology annotation, molecular function: GTPase activator activity.
AAAACAACAAUCAGCGGUUCAAUACAUACACAUUUCUCUCACAUUCACGUUCUUUAAUUUCCCCUUCAUCGAUUAUCGUUUCCUCGAGGAGUUCCAAAAUCCCUAGAUUCGGUAAACUCCUCCUGGGGACUGUAGAUUUUGCUUUCAGUUUCUCCAAUGGCUUCCGAAAGCUUCACCGACAAAAACGCCGUUUUCAGGAAGCUGAAAGCCAAAUCGGAGAAUAAGAUGUGUUUUGAUUGUAACGCGAGGAAUCCAACUUGGGCAUCGGUAACCUACGGGAUAUUUCUCUGUAUUGAUUGCUCUGCCACACAUCGUAGCCUCGGUGUUCAUAUCAGCUUCGUUAGGUCAACGAAUUUAGAUUCAUGGACACCAGAUCAAUUAAAGAUGAUGAGUUUUGGGGGCAACAAUCGAGCUCAAGUGUUCUUCAAGCAACAUGGUUGGACAGAUGGAGGGAAAAUUGAAGCCAAAUACACCUCAAGAGCUGCUGAGUUAUAUAAACAAUUACUUUCAAAAGAAGUUGCCAAAAGUCAUGCAGAAGAUGCUGCCAACAGCUUCCCAUCAUCACCUGUUGAAACUCUUGAUAAACCUUCUACUGAUUUCAAGCCCUUUGAAACCCUAAAAGAGAACCCUACACCUACACCUGCAUCAAAACCUGACACCAAUGGCUCUGCUCCAGUGAAACCAGCUCCAUCAUCAAUCCGUGCACCUUCUGUCAAGAAACCCAUUGGUGGUGGUGCUAAAAAGACUGGAAAGACAGGGGGCCUAGGUGCAAGAAAGCUUAGCACCAAGACAAGUGAGAGCUUGUAUGAUCAGAAGCCAGAAGAGCCAGUUGUACAAGUGUCCUCCACGUCAGCAAGUAACAACGCAUCGUCAUCAGCUUUGAACAUGACACCUCAGAUUUCACGGUUUGAGUAUGUGGACAGUAGUGAAUCCGUGGAGGCGGGCCCAGGUGGCACGAAUAAGCUGAGCCAUGUGGCGCCACCUAAGUCGUCCAGUUUCUUUGCUGAAUAUGGAAUGGAGAGUGGCUUUUCGAAGAAAAGCAGCUCCUCAUCAAAAGUCCAGAUACAGGAAAGUGAUGAAGCAAGGAAGAAAUUCUCUAACGCCAAAUCUAUUUCAUCCGCACAAUAUUUUGGGGACCAAAACAGAUCCGAAACUGAUACUCAAGUCUCCCUACAAAAGUUUUCGGGGUCCGCAUCCAUCUCAAGUGCUGAUUUAUUUGGUAAUGACUCCGACAAUUCUAACCUCGAUCUCAGUGCUAGUGACCUCAUCAACCGCCUCUCUUUCCAGGCACAACAGGAUAUGUCAUCGCUAAAGAACAUAGCAGGAGAAACAGGAAAGAAGCUGAGCUCCAUUGCCUCCACUUUCAUGAACGAUUUCCAAGACCGGAUCCUCUGAGACUGAGAUUGGAAGGAGGCGUGGUGUUAAUUACAGAAAUACCUCUGAUAAAUAUAAAUAUAAAAUAUAUUAUGUAAAGGGUAAAAUUUCUCUCCUAUUCUAUUUGAGUUUGGAGGGUCACCUUCCUUUUAUAAUCGUAUUUUUGUAGCCGGAAAUUCUUUUAAAAAAUAUUGUCAUGUGUGUCUGCUAUCGUUUUUUUUUUUCUUUUUUCUUUUUCUUUUUCGUGUUGUUUUUAAGAUGUAGAGAGAGAGCUACAUAUGCAAAGUGUCGUUGGUUGGAUUCCGUUUAAGUGAAGGACAUUUAUUCUUAUAUAAAAGUAUGCAGGUGAUGAUGAAAACAGGAAAUAUAUUUACAUCCUUGAGAGUUGAAAGACUAUUUUUAUAUUUCAAA